UUCAGAAAGAUGUCUCACUAAAAAUGUCUGAAGAGGAGGAAAAUCUGUGGAGUUCUCUUCUGCAAGAGGUUCAAUGUAACAGUAAGAAGGGUUUACCCUCCUCUAAGAAUAUUCUGGUGCUAGGAGACAAUCUUUCAGGAAAAACAACACUGGUGGCAAAGUUACAAGGUAUAGAAGAGCCUAAGAAAGGAACUGGAUUGGAAUAUGGUUAUAUGGAAAUUAGAGAUGAUAGUUUUGAACAAUUGACACAUCUUGGAGUACAUACCCUUGAUGGAGAUCCCAAGCACAUAAAUCUACUCAAAUAUGCACUAAGAUGGAGACAAUACUCAGAGUUCGUCGACUUUUUCGACUUCUCCCCCUCUUCAGAUCUGACAGAGUCUAUGUAUAGAAAAGAUAUUGGCGACAGAUACUUAAUAAAUAUUUAUGUAUUUAGGAAGUUUUGUUUGCGACUGGGCGCAAGUCUAUUUUAUGUUUCUGUGAAGGAGAACAAGAAUUGUGAUCUUCUUUACAAAUAUCUUACUCACAGGAUUUUUCAUUUCUCCUUCAACACACCAGCUUUAGUGAUGGAACGAGAUGCUCUGUUUAUACCGGCUGGAUGGGACAGUCAAUCGAAAAUAUCGAUCCUUUAUGAGAAUAUCCGAACCUUCUAUCCGGACCAACCCUACUCUGACGUUGUAAAAUCCCCCAAAUUAUUGAAAAAGUACGAGGCAAAAGUAGAAAUUGUCGCAGAGUCCGAGCAGGAUUUUUUGGCACGAAUUUUCCAAUAUCUCGGAGAUUCUUCGGAAACCGCCGAAGGCGUGCUAAAGACGCCGGAACGGCGGGUGUUUGGAUCUCCUGGCGUGUACGGUGUAGCUAAGCGAGUCCCAAUUCAGAACACAAGCGACGGAGCGAUUUCCAAUUUCUUCCACGCUCUGCUUAACAAAAAAUCUGGUGCAGCCUCUAUUCAGGAGAGUGAGAUGUACGAGAAGGCCUACAAUAGAUCUGAGUCAUGCACUAGUCAGGAGGAUAAACUCGGGACUGUGGAUGGGAUGACAGGGGAGAAUGUAGAUGGGAUGAGUAUUGAGGGGAUGACAGAACUACCAGUUGAAAAUGCGAAUCAGCAGGAAAAUUUGACAGAGCUUCCGGUGACAUAAGAAACAGAGGAAAUUGAGUCAAAAUUUGCAAAUUUUAUCAAGUAAUUGUGUCAAAAUAUUGUACAUCAAAAUCUGAUGAAAAUUUUAGAAUAACUUUCAACUGAAUGGAUUCAGAUUUAUAAAAUAACUAAAAUCUGAAAAAAACUAUAAAUAAAAUUUUGAACAUUUUUGUAUAGAUUGUAACUAACCUUUUAACUGAUAUACUAACUUUCUAGUCUAAUUUAAUCUAAUGUAUGUAUUUAUCAUUCAUAUUUAUUGCAUGAACAUAUUGUAAAAAAAAUCAGGGGUUUAUUAGCAGUUUCUCCCCAAUAUAUUCAAACAUGUUAUCAGGGGUUUAUUAGCAGUUUCUCCCCAAUAUAUUCAAACAUGUUAUCAGGGGUUUAUUAGCAGUUUCUCCCCAAUAUAUUAAAUCAUGUUCAACAAAUGAUUUAAGCCUAAAAUUAGUUUCUAGGGGAAUAAAGCAUUAUCAAUUUAGGAAAAAACUGGAUAUUUUUUUUGAGAGAAAAAUAUAAAAGCAUAAGACUUCAAAUUUAUUGUUAAUUUUUCAAUUUUGUCCCUAAAACAUUUAUUUUUACCUCUCCCCUUCCCCACCCUCAUACAUUUAAAAAUAUAUUAGCAUACCCUGUAGUGUGCAGUAACCUUCUUACAAAUUUUAUAUAUUUUGUGUACAGUGAUGUUAUGUAUUAAUCAUACUGAGUCAGUAUUAUUUUGCUAUAGAUGUCAACUACCCCCCCCCCUUUAACAAAAAAUAAAAUAGUAACCUUACAUUUAUAAUGAAAAAAAAACGUAUCAAAAGCUUUUUUUACUUCAUCAAAGAAAUUUUCCCAACUUUGUUUGAACUCUGCCUAUUUGAUGUUUUUUUUUUACUUUUUCAAAGAAAUUUUCCAUUUGGGAAAAUACUCUUUCAGAAAUGUACUCAAAUUAUUGUCUUCAUUUCACUGUUUAAUUACAAAAUUUAGAUUAUUAGAUUAUUAUUUAUUAAUUGCUCAGUGGAGUAAAUAAAUUUAGAAAUUUAAA
Molecule: messenger RNA, 2150 nt
Organism: Eurytemora carolleeae
Lineage: Eukaryota; Metazoa; Arthropoda; Copepoda; Calanoida; Temoridae
Product: cytoplasmic dynein 1 light intermediate chain 2-like
Exons: 11
Coding region: 24-1133 (369 amino acids)
Biological process (GO): microtubule-based movement; microtubule cytoskeleton organization
Cellular component (GO): centrosome; cytoplasmic dynein complex
Molecular function (GO): dynein heavy chain binding
Source: RefSeq, a predicted model, not a curated record